AAGAUCUCUUAAAUCAUGGGACAUCCUUUAGCCUAGGGGACUCAAGAAUUGCCUACCCCUUUGAGAAAUUUCUCAAAAUGUUAGGUGGAAACAAAAUCUGCAUUUGCCUAACAUUUUACUGUUCAUCCUUUUGAUAACCGUUUCUAGUUGUUGAAGUUUUACACAAAAUGAAUCCAGCUGAAUAAUUUACCACUUAUAACCAUACAAUCAUGUUUAUAUCAGGAGCCAAUAGUCUUUUAUAUUAUAUUAAAGGGACUUGAGAUGGAGCUAACAGCAGACUUGAGUUGAUUUGUAAACGAGAUUGCUUGCCACUUAGGAGUUCAACAUUGCUUGAAGAGAAACAAAAUGAUAACAAAAAUAAGAUUGGAGUAAGGACGCCAUGUUAGAACAAGUUGUGAAUGCAAGAAAUUUGGAGAUCUUGUUCAUUUAUUUAAUUGUUUUAAUUAACCCACUUUGCAAGUGGCUUUAUCCCUGAUAUGUGAAUUAGAUCUUUAACUAAAGGAUCUGACAACACCAAAACUAUAGUCUUCAAAUGACUUAUGUUCAUGAAGUCGAAAAUAAAAUUACAUUUUUUCUUCUUUGCACUUCAUGGUACCAAGAACCCCUGCAAAAUCUGGAGGCUCUGCCAUCAGAAUCUCUUAUCACUAGCAGAAUAUUGGAGCAAGCCACAUUAUAAUAUUUGUAAAUGUUCUUAGGGAUGUUCCUCUUGGAUUAUGUAAUCCAUCAAGAACUGUCAUUCAUGUAUAUAAUGUUAGAAAUAUUUGCAGGAUUGUUGAUUUGUAGUGCUCAUGCUGAACACUGGCACCCUUGCAGAGUGUCAUCACAGUGAUAUUUCCCGCAAUUACUUACUUAUAUGCCCUUGUUCAGUGAGGAGGUAAACAUGUUGAAAUUUGCUAACAUGAAUCAUGCCAAAACUCCUUUGGACAGUAGCAGUAGUAGAUACUCUGAACUCUUAUUUUUACUUUAUACAAUGAAAUAUAUCUAUCUUCACAUGCGAUUAAAAUAAGAAAUCUCAAUUUGUUGAUUUGACUUGGGCUCAACAUGGCUGUAGCCCAAAUAGAAAAGAUGGUGAAGUUUGGCCCUGUUGUGUACUUAAAUUUGGAUUCAAAUAGGUACCAAAGGCGCAUAUGCUUCCAUUAGAAGAGAGGCACCAUAAUUAAUACUUAAAUGCAACUGCUAGUAAAAAAGGGGUAUGUAUCAGUGCAAGCUUCUCAACAGGUUUGAAGCUGAAUCAUUUACAUGAAAGUUUAAAAAUGGAAAGACACUUGAACUGCUACCUCAGUGGUAUAAUUCUGUAUGGAACUCUGGGAUUUACUCAUUAGAAUCAGACAGAAACCAAUGUGAAAAUCAUGUCAAAUCUUACAUGGUUAUUUUCUCAUCCUUGUGUGUCCUACAGUUGCUUUCAUCUGCACUUAAGCAUGUCUGUACAAGCAUCUUGAAUAACCAUUUAUAAAGAAAUAUGUAGUCAUAUAUAGUUUUAUUAAAUGUGCAACAUGUGGGGACUGAUUUUUAUGAUUGAUCAACUGGUCCAUGGUGAGAUAACUGAAAUUUUCUCAGAAGUUUCCCAUAUGCAUUGUAUUAUCCUUCUUUUUAUAAGUUGUAUGAAGUUGACUGGUUUAUGCAGAUGUUUUAGGCUGAAGAAGGAGAUUAACACAUAUGAUAUAUUUGCUGUCAAGAUCUAGUUCAAAAUUCGCUUAUGUGAAAUUUGGGUGUGUGAAUUUCAAUACAAGGCUUGUAUCAACUUAAAAUCAAUUAGUAGUAAGUGAAGUAGUCUUUUCUUGUAUUUAAUUUGCAUGCUUCUUUUUUAUUUUAUUG
Molecule: messenger RNA, 1815 nt
Organism: Rubroshorea leprosula
Lineage: Eukaryota; Viridiplantae; Streptophyta; Magnoliopsida; Malvales; Dipterocarpaceae
Source: the annotation of a GenBank genome assembly